AUGGCGUCGGUGCAAGUUUCGCCUGCGGUGCAGCACCCAGGCGCCCCCAUGCCCGCCGGCGCGACCAAGCAGCAAGCUGAAGAGGUUUUCAAGGUAAGUCUCGCGACGACGCCGGGCCUGUCCAACCUACCCCCACCCCCUUUGGCCUUUGCGCCCCAGGGCUCUGUCCACAAGGUCCAGUCAGGCUUACACUUGGCCCAGAAAUUGAAGCAAAUGAAGGAACAAGGCGUCCCCUCGACGGACCCGGAAUACAUCAAGGCCUCUCACUUCUUGAUGAACUUUCAGCAGCAACACAACAUGCGCAGAAGCCAGCAGCAAUAUCUGCUUCAGCAGCAGCAGCAUCUUCAGCAACAUGCCUCCAACGGCGCCAUCAAUGGCUCCUCCGCCCCGGGACAGAGCUCGGCGGCAACCUCUGGGCUGGCAUCCGGGCCUGGCUCGUCGUCAAGCCAAUUCAGCCAGCAACAGCUUGCUCUCCUUCGACAGCAAAUCCACGCAUUCAAGCUCCUGGGCAAGAAUGCAGGCGUGUCAGUCCAACUCCAGCAGGCCAUCUUCAACCAGCGCCAACCAAAGUCCAGCCAGCCCGGCCAGGAUGCGCCCAAGUCCGCAUCAGUUGGCCCUGAGCCGGCCGUCCAGGAAGACUCUCCCUCGCUGCCGAAAACCCACACGUACAAGACGGUCAAGUCCCCGUACGGCACCAGCAUGAUUCGGUCCUCGAUCAAGUAUCUGGACCAUGCCCAGCGCAAGAACCGAUGGUUCAUUCCCGGCGUCUUCCCCACAGGCAUCGACUUCGAUCACCUCCGCUACGAGAGGGAGGUCGUCGUCUUCAAUCGCAUGGCCCAGCGGUAUGCGGAGCUCAAGAACCUGCCCGCCAAUAUCGCUCACUGGGAUGCUACCAAUGAGACUCUCGAGGCGGAUGACUCGCUGAAACUCAAGGCCAUCAUCGAGAUGAAGAGUCUUGGUCUCUAUGCCAAGCAGCGCGCUCUUCGCGACAAGAUUGGCCGCCAGAUGAUGCACUAUGAUAACCUCGCCAUGACUACCAACCGCUCGCUAUAUCGUCGCAUGAAGAAGCAAAACGUCCGCGAGGCACGCAUCACGGAGAAGUUGGAGAAGCAGCAGCGCGACGCCCGUGAAAAUCGUGAGAAGAAGAAGCACGUCGACUUUCUCCGCGCCAUUUGCCAUCAUCGUGCCGAGAUCCACGAGGCGGCCAACACUCAGCGGACCAAGUCGCACAAGCUCAGCCGUCUCAUGUAUGCCCAGCACUUCAACAUCGAAAAGGAGGAGCAGAAGCGCAUCGAGAGAACUGCCAAGCAACGUCUGCAGGCCCUCAAGGCCAACGACGAGGAAGCGUACCUCAAGCUCCUCGACCAGGCCAAGGACACCCGCAUUACCCAUCUGCUCAAGCAGACGGACGGCUUCCUGCACCAGCUCGCCUCGUCCGUCAAGGCCCAGCAGCGGCAGGCGGCUGAGACCUAUGGGGAGGACCCGGACAACCUCCCCGAGGAGGAGAGCGAGGAAGACGACGACAGCGGCAAGAAGAUCGAUUACUACGCAGUUGCCCAUCGCAUCCGCGAAAAUGUCACCGAGCAGGCCAACAUGCUCGUGGGUGGCUCUCUCAAGGAGUAUCAGAUCAAGGGUCUCCAGUGGAUGAUAUCGCUCUACAACAACAACCUCAAUGGUAUCCUCGCCGACGAGAUGGGUCUCGGCAAGACCAUCCAGACCAUCAGUCUGAUCACGUACCUGAUAGAGAGAAAGCACCAGACCGGGCCCUACCUCGUCAUCGUGCCUCUGAGCACCCUCACCAACUGGAACCUUGAGUUUGAGAAAUGGGCCCCGUCCGUCUCCCGGAUCGUCUACAAGGGACCGCCCAACACACGGAAACAACAUCAAGAGCGGAUCCGCCAAGGCAGGUUCCAGGUGCUUCUGACAACUUAUGAGUACAUCAUCAAGGACCGCCCGAUCCUCAGCAAGAUCAAGUGGUUCCACAUGAUCAUCGACGAAGGCCAUCGCAUGAAGAACUCCAACUCCAAGCUCAGCGCGACCAUUCAAACGUACUACGUCACCCGCUUUAGACUCAUCCUCACCGGUACUCCUCUGCAGAACAACCUGUCGGAGCUGUGGGCCAUGCUCAACUUUGUGUUGCCCAACAUUUUCAAAUCCGUCAAGACCUUUGACGAGUGGUUCAACACUCCGUUUGCCAACACGGGCGGGCAAGACAAGAUGGAGCUCACAGAAGAAGAGCAGAUUCUCGUCAUCCGUCGACUGCACAAGGUCUUGCGGCCGUUCCUACUUCGUCGUCUGAAGAAGGACGUGGAGAAAGAUCUGCCCGACAAGACGGAGAAGGUCAUCAAGUGCAAGUUCUCUGCUCUGCAGUCGAGGCUAUACAAGCAAAUGGUCACGCACAACAAGCUUGUCGUUAGCGACGGCAAGGGCGGUAAGACAAACGCCCGCGGCCUGAGUAACAUGAUUAUGCAGCUGCGCAAGCUGUGCAACCACCCGUUCGUCUUCGACGAGGUCGAGAAUGUCAUGAACCCCAUGAGCAUCAGCAACGACUUGCUGUGGAGAACAGCCGGCAAAUUCGAGCUGCUGGAUCGGAUUCUUCCCAAGUACCAGGCCACCGGACAUCGGGUGUUGAUGUUCUUCCAGAUGACGGCCAUCAUGGACAUUAUGGAAGACUAUCUGCGGUACAGGAAGCUGGAGUAUCUGCGUCUGGACGGUACGACCAAGUCAGACGAGCGGUCCGACCUGCUGCGCGAGUUCAACGCUCCUGAUUCGAAAUACUUCAUGUUUCUGCUCUCCACUCGCGCCGGUGGUCUCGGUCUCAACCUGCAAACUGCCGACACGGUCAUCAUCUACGAUUCAGACUGGAAUCCCCACCAGGAUCUCCAAGCACAGGAUCGUGCCCAUCGUAUCGGCCAGAAGAAUGAGGUGCGAAUUCUCCGUCUGAUCAGCUCAAACUCCGUGGAGGAGAAAAUCCUGGAGCGAGCCAGAUUCAAGCUGGAUAUGGACGGCAAAGUCAUUCAGGCUGGUCGAUUCGACAACAAAUCCUCGGAAACUGAUCGUGACGCCAUGCUGCGAACCCUGCUGGAGACGGCCGACAUGGCCGAAUCCGGAGAGCAGGACGACAUGGAGGAUGAGGAGCUGAACAUGAUGCUUGCGCGAAGCGAUGAUGAGUUGGUCGUGUUCCAGAGGAUGGACGAGGAGCGACAGCGGGAACCCGUCUAUGGCUUAGCUUCGGGCGCCAAGGUUAAGCCGCGUCUGAUGGGAGAAGAGGAGUUGCCCGACAUUUACCUGAACGAGGGCAACCCUGUGGAGGAAGAGAAUGAAGAGAUUUCGCUGGGCCGUGGCGCUCGUGAACGCACCAAGGUGCGGUACGACGACGGCCUGACGGAAGAACAGUGGUUGAUGGCCGUGGACGAUGACGAGGACUCGCCAGAGGCCGCCGCGGCUCGCAAGAUGGCCCGCAAGGACAGGCGGGAGAACAACAAGCUGAAGAAGAUGGCCAUCAUGAACUCGAUGGACAAUUCGCCGGCAGGGAGUCGGGGCAGCACGGAAGAGAACGAGAAGCGCAAGGCGGAGGAUGUCGACGAAGAGCCCCCGGCCAAGAAGCGGCGGGGUCCGCAGGGAAGGCCCAGCAAGCGGGAGACGCUCCAGAGGAGCUUGCGGACUCUGUACGACGCUCUGAUGGGUCUCGAGGUGGACGACAUCGAGCCCCCCGCCGAGGACGACGAGUCUGACGCCGGGAAGCGGCUCAUCAUCGGCCCCUUCAUCAAGCUGCCACCGAAGCGCGAGUACGCCGACUACUACGUCAUCAUCCAGAACCCCAUUUGCAUGAACCAGAUCCAGACUCGGAUCAAGAAGGAGGAGUAUACUUGCCUAGGCGACAUGCGCAAGGACUUUGAACUCAUGAUUCGAAAUUGCCAAACCUACAACGAGGACGGCAGCAUCCUCUACCAGGAUGCCAAGACGAUGGAGGAGUUAUUCAACAAGAAAUGCCAGGAGGAGAUGGACGCGCACCCGCAGCUGCAUGAGCUGGAGGAGGGAAGCAGGGCCGACGGGCUCUCCGGGAGCGGAGGAACGCCCGGCGGAACGCGAAUCAGGAUCGUCUCGAGUGGAGCGCGUGAGGCGGCCAACGGGGCGCGGUCCACGGCGCAAAGCGACGAGGAUUAA
This is a messenger RNA of Hirsutella rhossiliensis, 4167 nucleotides long. Its product is annotated as bromodomain-containing protein. Lineage: Eukaryota; Fungi; Ascomycota; Sordariomycetes; Hypocreales; Ophiocordycipitaceae. Gene Ontology annotation, biological process: positive regulation of transcription by RNA polymerase II. The transcript is spliced from 7 exons. Gene Ontology annotation, cellular component: nucleus. Gene Ontology annotation, molecular function: ATP-dependent chromatin remodeler activity; histone binding; ATP binding. Bases 1 to 4167 code for a protein of 1388 amino acids. The record is from RefSeq and is a predicted model, not a curated record.